AUGGUAACGGCGCCGAAGUUCCCAGUGGUGAUCAAGAUCGGGCACGCGCACAGCGGCGUGGCCAAGGUGAAAGUGGACGCUUUGGCCGACUUCCAGGAUAUAGCUGGCGUUGUAGCCAUGUUAGGGACCUACUGCACCGUGGAGCCGUACAUCGAUGCUAAAUACGACAUCCACAUUCAGAAAAUUGGGACUAACUACAAGGCGUUCAUGCGCAAGUCUAUAUCUGGCAAUUGGAAAACUAAUCAAGGAUCAGCAAUGCUCGAGGCCAUAGGCAUGAAUGAUAGAUACAAAAUGUGGAUUGACGAGGUAAGUGAAAUAUUCGGUGGCCUAGAAGUAUGCGCUCUCGAGUUGGUGGUAGGCAAGGAUGGUCGCGAGCACAUCAUCGAGCUCAACGAUUCCGCCACUUCCUUUAUGGGAGACACGCAAGAAGAAGAUCGUCGUCACCUCGCAGAACUAGUCUUCCAACGUAUGCAGUCUGUGUGCCGUCCUGGCAUAACUAAGACGACUUCGCGAAGCUCUGUAUCUGGUAGCGGUGCAGCGUCUCCCGAAGAACGUUCAGCUCCCAUCGGCGGCCCUCCGAGCGCCCCCCCGCCCGCGCCUCUCGCGACUGCCGCCAGCAUUGACCGUCCCCUGCCUCCCAUACCAGCAGAGCCCACGCAACCACCACCGCCUCCAUUAACACGCCGUGAUUCUCAAGCCUCUCAAUCAUCCACUGUGUCAUCCACCUCGGCCGCUCCAAGCACGGCCAGCGCCGGGCAGCAGCCGCCCGCGGCCCCCACGGCCAGCACCAGCACGCGCGGUGGCUUCGCGAGGCAGGGCUCUCUGAGCGCCACCCUCACUGAAGACGCAGAGGACACUAUGAAGAAUCUGCGCAAAACAUUCGCAGGCAUUUUUGGAGACAUG
Messenger RNA from Brenthis ino (lesser marbled fritillary), 903 nucleotides. Lineage: Eukaryota; Metazoa; Arthropoda; Insecta; Lepidoptera; Nymphalidae. The record is from the annotation of a GenBank genome assembly.